Molecule: messenger RNA, 2307 nt
Organism: Rotaria sp. Silwood2
Lineage: Eukaryota; Metazoa; Rotifera; Eurotatoria; Philodinida; Philodinidae
Source: the annotation of a GenBank genome assembly
AUGGAAGGUAUUAUUCAAUUAUUUCAGGAAUUUGCGGAUAAUAUGUCCUUGGAAACAAGUGGACGAACGACGGAAUCUGAUGAAGUAUUCCAGCCAUUGUUAAUCAAAUUCCAACAAGCUCGCGAGAAUGAUGACAAUCAUCAAGAUCUUAUUCAUCAAACAAUACCAUUAUGUAAUGAAUUUAUCGACACAGUCGAGAAAGUAACUUUUACUCACAUGAAUGAUUUUCAAAAUUGCCUUGAAUUACUUCACCAUAUUGAAUCUAUUUUUCAAAUAAUGCUUUUCAUAGAAGAUGAAAAGCUUCUUACACGUGAGAUAUUAUUUGCAUCACUCGACUUACUUUCUAAACCACAAAUUCAUUCGUAUUUGAAUAAUGAUAAACAUACAAAACUACCACACAAAGAAGUUUAUAAAUGCAUAAACAAUCUACUUUUAAGUUUAGUUUAUAACAAAAUUACACUUGCUCCGUUUGUGAAUACCGAUAGUACUACACGGAAAUACACUGAUAUAUUUAGUGCAAUGUAUAAACGAGUGAAACGUGAUCUACAGUUUAGCAUUGACAUUGAACAGCUAACAGUUCCUGAUAAUCAGACAACAUGUUUUAUAUUAUCAUUCUUUUGGAAUCUGUCUGAUCGGACAGUUAUUGUUCCAUGGCUUCUUGGUAUUGGUCUGGUUGAAUCUAUGUUAGAAUGUUUGAAAAUUAUAGAAAUACCUUCAGAAACAGCUCAACAAAUUCUCAGCAUUAUUCAUAAUAUAUCUCGACAUGAUGAAGGUGCUGAUGAAAUCAAUAAAUUCGAUGGUCUUCUUAUUCUUAAAAAUAUUCAAAGCAAUAGUAGCGAAGCAUUAGACGAUUUAAAUAAUCUUCUCAUAUCCAUGGCGAUUGCUCUUCUCUCUACAUCCAAGCAAAUUCGUUCAGAUAAUAAACGAAUGAAUAAAAUUCUUAAUCAAUUAUUGCAAAUCACUAUACAAGCUGCUGAGACGGAAGAUCAUCGAGGUGAAUAUCGCUUCCAUGUAUCUGAACCGUUAACUGUGUUCAGCAAAUUGUUUGUUGAUGAUCACUCACUCGAGUAUGUUCUUAGUCAUGCAGAAACUGAUCCGCAACUUGAUAUAACAUCAACAAUUAACUUAUUUAUCAAUUUGUUCAUGAAAUUUCGAAAUGCAUUCACAGAGAAAAAUCAACUCGAACAAUUUACAUGCACAGCUCUAUUGAACAUUUUAUGGAGUAUUUCAUUUCAAGAUCGAUAUAAAACAAAGCUUCAGCAAAACAAAGAUUUCUUAAAUGCCAUCAAUAGUUUAGCUAUUGAUAAUGGUGAAAAAAUUGUCGAUGAAUAUGUUUCACGCUCAAUGGAAAGUAUGACAAAAGCUGCUAACGGUAUUCUCUACAAUCUUAAUGAAAUAUCCGAUGGGAGAAAAACUGAUAUCGUAGAUUGUCACUUAGUCUCUAAUUCUGGUGGUGAAAAACCAAUGAUCAUGAUUAGCUAUGCUCAUGGUAACAAUCCAUUUUGUGAUAAACUUCUUGCUGAACUCGGGAAAAAAAGAAAUCUGUUUGGAAUUUGGAUCGAUCGAGAUCAUUGCUCGUCGAAUGAAGAUUUAUGGGAAAAAAUUGCUCUUGGAAUAAAACAAUCAAAUCUUAUUCUAUGUCUUCUUUCACAAGACUAUUACAAUAGUAAGUCAUGCCGUAAAGAAGCUACUUUUGCAACCAAACGCAAAAAGUCAAUCAUUCCUGUCUAUAUCGGUGAACCAGGUGAUUGUGAUUGGCUUGACAUUCACAUUGCUGAAUUGAAAUAUGUUCGUUUUAAAAACAAUACUGAAAAACUUGACCAAAGCAAAGUUCAAGAACUUUUCAAAACCAUUGAAGCUACUAUAAAAGCAACACAAACACAACCUCUAGAACAAUCAACAGAACAACAUACGAUACCGACACGAUCUCAAAAAGAAACUGAAAUAAUCAAAUCGACUACUUUCGAUGUUAACAAGCCUCUUGAGCAAUGGGUAGUUGAUGAUAUUCAUGCAUGGUUUAAUAGUCACAAAGUUCCUGAUACUCUUGUGAAUUUAUAUGAUUUUCAAUCAGUUACUGAGAUACACAAAUAUGCUUUGAAGCUACGCAAAGAUUCGAAAAAAGAAUUUAUCAAAUAUGAGCAAAAAUAUGCUAAAUAUCACUCAGGAGAAGAACUUGAAGAAUACAUGUUUAACCGAUUUGAAAAUGCUAUUCUCAAUCUACCAAAUAGUCAAAAUGAAACAGUGAAAACAUCAAUAUCUUCUUCUCAGACAUCAAGACCCAAAUCGAGUGCUUGUACUAUUUCAUAA